ACUGUGGCACAUUGAGCUGUCGCAUUUUAUUCAAGUCGUAAUCGUAAAAUCGGUGUGAGAAAUGGCGGAGGACAGCGGCAGCAAGAAAAUCACGAUUACCGUGAAAACUCCGAAAGAUAAGAAAUCGAUCGUGAUCGCGGAAGAUGCGGAAAUCAAAGAGCUUCGGGCCACCGUUGCGGAGCAGUUCGAAUCCGAUCCGGACUUGGUUUGUCUGAUUUUUGCUGGAAAGAUCAUGAAGGACACCGAUACUCUGAGGACACACAACAUCAAGGAUGGUCUUACGGUGCAUUUGGUCAUCAAAGCGGCAGCAAAAAGCGAGCCAGAUGGUCCACGUCGGGCGCCGGCCGAUGUUAGCCAAACUCCCUUCGGCUUGAAUCAGUUAGGUGGUCUUAGCGCAUUGGGAGCCCUCGGAGGGAAUCAGACGAAUUUCAUGGAUCUGCAGUCGCGGAUGCAACACGAAUUGUUGGGCAAUCCCGAAUUGAUGCGCACCGUGUUGGACAAUCCAUUAGUGCAGCAGAUGAUGAACAAUCCUGACACGAUGCGACAGAUUAUAACUUCGAAUCCGCAGAUGCAGGACCUGAUGCAAAGGAAUCCGGAGAUUUCCCAUAUGUUAAACAACCCGGAGCUUUUACGGCAGACCAUGGAAUUGGCUCGCAAUCCUUCCAUGCUGCAGGAGUUGAUGAGAUCCCAUGAUCGUGCCAUGUCCAAUUUGGAAAGUGUGCCGGGAGGGUACAGCGCUCUGCAGCGAAUCUAUCGAGACAUACAGGAACCGAUGUUGAAUGCCACUGCGAGGAAUCCGUUUUCGGGAACUUCCGAUUCCGGCAGUGCUGAAAAUCCACAGCAAGGAUCGGAGAAUCGUAGCCCUCUACCAAAUCCGUGGGGCGGCAACCAAAGCGAUAGCACUCGGUCAGAUAAUCCACCGCCGAAUGUUUUGAAUACACCAUCCAUGCAGAGUUUACUUCAGCAAAUGGGUGACAAUCCGUCGCUAAUGUCCAACAUGAUGAGUGCGCCAUACACGCGCAAUAUGCUGGAAGCUUUGUCUGCCGAUCCAAAUUUGGCUGCAAAUUUGAUGAGCCAAAAUCCGUUGUUGGCCAACAACCCUGCUUUGCAGGAUCAGAUGCGCACCAUGAUGCCACAGUUCUUGCAACAACUCCAGAAUCCCGAAAUGCAACAGAUGAUGUCGAACCCGCAGGCGAUUGAAGCCAUUUUGCAAAUCCAGCAGGGUAUGGAGCAGCUUCGAUCCGUUGCACCGGGCCUUGUCAACACUAUGGGCAUUCCUCCACCGCCACCCGGUGCUCCGACCACAACGUCGUCUGGGUCGGGAACGACGAACACCAACACAACGGCUUCACAGCAGAAUCCGGCGUUAUUUUCCGAUUUUAUGUCGCGUAUGAUCAAUGGAAUGGCCACCGGCUCGAACACGAACGUUCCGCCGGAGGAGCGCUACCGAUCGCAGCUGGAACAACUCGCAUCGAUGGGAUUUGUCAAUCGUGAAGCUAAUUUACAAGCCCUAAUCGCAUCGUUUGGCGACAUAAACGGAGCUGUCGAAAGGCUUUUAGCCCUUGGGCAGCUGUCGCUGAGUUAACGCGCUUUGACCCAAGUGCAUGACGCGGAAUACAAUUAAACAUUUUUAAUACUUUCCUGCUUUGACUAGAAGAUGAACGAAAAAACAUGAAAAGCAAAAAUUAAUUGUAGAAUAAGGUACUCUUCGAAUGUGGAAAAGAAAACAAAGAAAUGUAAAGUCAGUUCUAAACUCUAUCCUAGAUAACUAGCCCUACGGGUGGAAUUGUCUGCUUGCAACCAUGCGUGAAUAGCAGAUCGACUGCGCUAUUUAGAGUUGCAAAAAGGCCGUAAUUAUCAUGAUUGCUCUAAUGAUAAAAUUGUCAUUUCUCAAUACAAAGUAGAUUACGAUCAAAAACUGAGAAUCACGAUGUAAACAGAUGUGUAAUCUUUCCGGAUGAAGGAAAUCUAAUGACCAUAAAUUGAUGUCAGUUACGCCCUUAUUCCAGCACUAUCAAUACCUGUUGGAUCAGCUUUCAGUAUUGAGCUUAUCGUCGUGGUCAUUGCUGUGGCUUCGAUUUUCUCGUUCAGUGGUUGCUGGAAGUACCAUUCCCCUAAUUGUUUGUAAAACUUCGUAUAUGUAGAUUUUCGUGUGUUGAGACGGUAUCAGAUGCAAAACAAAAUAUUGAGGAAUAGAACAAAACAAUGGUCUGAAUAGGAUGCAAAGCAUGGGAAUUUUACUCUACUCAAUACAUUACCCAAUAUACAUGUUGACGUAUGAUGAACAGAUCAAGACUAUUAAGCAACAUUAUAGUAGUAAAGAAGCAAAAGCAAGUAGAAUUGUAAACAGCAUAUAACAAAUAAAACUACUUUUAGUCAGUUACGUACAGACAGCAUAACAAAGACAGGCACCCCCUCUAGAUAUCAGGCUUAGCUUCGAUGAAUGGUCGGUCAAUGAUAGUUCGUGAUUGGAGGCAUAACAAUUACUGUGGCGUUUAUGGUAAAAACAAAAUUUAUCUUUACACUUUUCUGCAAACAGGUUUAUCCAUUCAAAAUAUAUAAUAAAGGUGGUAUAAUUCUAAACGAAA
Armigeres subalbatus is the source of this 2588-nucleotide messenger RNA. It is a transcript of the gene Ubqn, whose product is annotated as ubiquilin-1. Gene Ontology annotation, cellular component: cytosol. Gene Ontology annotation, molecular function: polyubiquitin modification-dependent protein binding. The transcript is spliced from 5 exons. Bases 62 to 1585 code for a protein of 507 amino acids. The record is from RefSeq and is a predicted model, not a curated record. Lineage: Eukaryota; Metazoa; Arthropoda; Insecta; Diptera; Culicidae. Gene Ontology annotation, biological process: ubiquitin-dependent protein catabolic process.